AUGGAGCACGACUCACUCUCCUCGGGGGGUGAGUGGCACUUCAACCGCUUUUCAAAACUCACAUCUUCUCGGCCACAUGCAGCUUUUGCUGAAAUCCAGCGGACUUCUCUCCCUGAGAAGUCACCACUCUCAUCUGAGACCCGUGUCCACCCCUGUGAUGAUUUGGCUCCUGUGGCAAGACAGCUUGCUCCCAGGGAGAAGCUUCCUCUGAGUAGCAGGGGACCUGCUGCGGUGGGGGCUGGGCUCCAGAAUAUGGGAAAUACCUGCUACGUGAAUGCUUCCCUGCAGUGCCUGACAUACACACCGCCCCUUGCCAACUACAUGCUGUCCCGGGAGCACUCUCAAACUUGUCAUCGUCACAAGUGCUGCAUGCUCUGUACUAUGCAAGCUCACAUCACACGGGCCCUCCACCGUCCGGGCCAUGUCAUCCAGCCCUCACAGGCAUUGGCUGCUGGCUUCCAUAGAGGCAAGCAGGAAGAUGCCCAUGAAUUUCUCAUGUUCACUGUGGAUGCCAUGAAAAAGGCAUGCCUUCCCGGGCACAAGCAGGUAGAUCCUCACUCUAAGGACACCACCCUCAUCCACCAAAUAUUUGGAGGGUACUGGAGAUCUCAAAUCAAGUGUCUCCACUGCCAGGGCAUUUCAGACACCUUUGACCCUUACCUGGACAUCGCCCUGGAUAUCCAGGCAGCUCAGAGUGUGAAGCAAGCUUUGGAACAGUUGGUGAAGCCCGAAGAACUCAAUGGAGAGAAUGCCUAUCAUUGUGGUCUUUGUCUCCAGAAGGCGCCUGCCUCCAAGACGUUAACUUUACACACUUCUGCCAAGGUCCUCAUCCUCGUAUUGAAGAGAUUCUCCGAUAUCACGGGCAACAAACUUGCCAAGAAUGUGCAAUAUCCUGAGUGCCUUGACAUGCAGCCAUACAUGUCUCAGCAGAACACAGGACCUCUUGUCUAUGUCCUCUACGCUGUGCUGGUCCACGCUGGGUGGAGUUGUCACAACGGACAUUACUUCUCUUAUGUCAAAGCUCAAGAAGGCCAGUGGUAUAAAAUGGAUGAUGCCGAGGUCACUGCUUCUGGCAUCACUUCUGUCCUGAGUCAACAGGCCUAUGUCCUCUUUUAUAUCCAGAAGAGUGAAUUGGAAAGACACAGUGAGGGUGUGUCAAGAGGCAGGGAACCAAGAGCCCUUGGCCCUGCAGACACAGACAGACGAGCAACGCAAGGAGAGCUCAACAGAGACCCCUGCCUCCAGGCACCCGAGUUGGACGAGCACUCGGUGGAAAGAGACACUCAGGAAAGCACCUUAGACCACUGGAAAUUCCUCCAAGAGCAAAACAAAACGAAGCCUGAGUUCAACGUCAGAAAAGUCGAAGGUACCCUGCCUCCCAACGUAGUUGUGAUUCAUCAAUCAAAAUACAAGUGUGGCACCAAAAACCAUCAUCCUGAACAGCAAAGCUCCCUGCUAAACCUCUCUUCGACGAACCCGACAGAUCAGGAAUCCGUCAACACUGGCACACUCGCUUCUCGGCAAGGGAGGACCAGGAGAUCCAAAGGGAAGAACAAACACAGCAGCAGGGCUCUGCUUCUGUGCCAGUGA
Molecule: messenger RNA, 1590 nt
Organism: Symphalangus syndactylus (siamang)
Lineage: Eukaryota; Metazoa; Chordata; Mammalia; Primates; Hylobatidae
Product: ubiquitin carboxyl-terminal hydrolase 17-like protein 22
Biological process (GO): protein deubiquitination; regulation of apoptotic process
Cellular component (GO): nucleus; cytosol
Molecular function (GO): cysteine-type deubiquitinase activity
Source: RefSeq, a predicted model, not a curated record